Molecule: messenger RNA, 834 nt
Organism: Penicillium macrosclerotiorum
Lineage: Eukaryota; Fungi; Ascomycota; Eurotiomycetes; Eurotiales; Aspergillaceae
Product: MBL fold metallo-hydrolase
Exons: 1
Coding region: 1-834 (277 amino acids)
Source: RefSeq, a predicted model, not a curated record
AUGUCUUCUAUCCUCCAGGCCGAUGUUUAUGUGUCUUCUAGGCUCCCCUUGGCUAUUCAGCGAGCUGGGGAGUCAAGUCAAUUUUCACCUAUCAGUUGUACCUUAAUCCAUGGCAUCUCUGAAGCUGUACUGGUAGAUACACCAAUCUCGAUUUCUCAAACCGAGGAUCUUGUACGAUGGAUCAAAGAAUCGGCCCCCCAGAAAGACCUUCGAUAUGUUUAUAUCACUCACGGCCACGGUGAUCACUGGUUUGGAAUAUCCGUCCUACGCAAGCAUUGGCCAUCCUUACGUGCUGUUGCUACUCCUGGUACCGUCGAAAGCAUGCAUGAUCAACUCAAACCGGAUAUCCUUGACGGCAUAUGGCGGACUUUAUUUCCUGGUGAUCAGAUUCCAUUGAACCCGGAGCUUGCUGAAGCACUGGAAUCGCCUAUAUUCCACCUAGAGGGCCAUGAAUUCCGUGCAGUCGAGGUUGGACACACAGAUACCUAUAACACGACAGUACUUUACGUGCCUAGUAUAAAACUCGUGGUGGCAGGGGAUGCGGUUUAUGGAGAUGUUCACCAGUUCUUCGGAGAAGCAAAUACGACAGAAAAGAGACAGGAGUGGCUUCGUGCGCUGGAUACGAUUGAGUCUCUUCAGCCUCAUACCGUCAUCGCAGGUCAUAAGCAGGCAGGGACCGUGGAUGGAAUGUUUAAUCUUCAGAAGACUCGGAAGUAUAUCUUGGAUUUCGAGCUGGCGAUUCAAACCUGUUCAAAUUGGGAAGAGCUUUGGUCGAAGAUGCAGACCCUCUAUCCGAAUCGUAUAAACCCCCACGCAAUUCUCAGGGGGCAAUAG